Chlamydomonas reinhardtii is the source of this 3485-nucleotide messenger RNA. RefSeq lists its product as uncharacterized. Gene Ontology annotation, molecular function: DNA-binding transcription factor activity, RNA polymerase II-specific; RNA polymerase II cis-regulatory region sequence-specific DNA binding; protein dimerization activity. The transcript has 9 exons. Gene Ontology annotation, cellular component: RNA polymerase II transcription regulator complex. The record is from RefSeq and is a predicted model, not a curated record. Gene Ontology annotation, biological process: regulation of transcription by RNA polymerase II. NCBI's taxonomy places the organism in Eukaryota, Viridiplantae, Chlorophyta, Chlorophyceae, Chlamydomonadales, Chlamydomonadaceae. The coding region runs from base 249 to 1790 and encodes 513 amino acids.
AGACACAAUGCGGGGACGUUGAGGCCCGUUAAUCGACUUGUACUCGCGCCUGGGUGCGUAUAUCAAGUCGGCUGCUACAUCCUUAGGUAUCUCUACAUUUCGCAAUAGGAUCUAGGUGUAUAGACCUGCCGUUGGCGCGUUGGCCCACGCCUCCCGCCAACACGCGCACUCCUUCCCUGGCGAGCUGUACCAUCACUCACUGGCGCACCUGAGCAGCUGGGAGCUGUGUGUCUGUUGGCUGGCACCCGAUGUCGAAACGACACGCGGACACCUCUUACGAGGCCUCAGCGAAGCGGCACCAGGCGGCUCGGGGGGAUGACUCGGGGGACGAUGACGAGGACUAUGAGCCGCGCGGGAGACACCGGGGAGCGGACCCCGACGACCAGGAGCAAAGCAGCUACGGUGGAGGGGACGAGGACGACGAGGACCGGCAAAGCUCGGAACAGCACACGGCCUCGCGCAGCGUAAAGCGGAAAGCAGGGCGAGCAGCGGGCUCUCCCGGCAGCCACACAGGAGGUUGCCGGUACGACAGCUCUUUGGGCAUGCUGACAAAGAAGUUCCUAAACCUAAUUAACACCGCACGUGACGGAAUCCUUGACCUCAACCAAGCCGCUGAAACGUUGAAGGUCCAAAAGCGGCGCAUCUACGACAUUACCAACGUAUUGGAAGGUGUGGGACUGAUCGAGAAGAAGUCCAAGAAUAACAUCCGCUGGAAGGGCGCGGGGGACGGCGGCCGCGGCGGGGAUGCCGACCCCGACCUGGACCGGUUGCGGUCCGACAUGAGCAAGCUGGACGAGCAGGAAAGGGAGCUAGAUGACAACAUUCGCUUCAUGACCUCGGCGAUACAGGCGUUGUCUGAGAACCCGCUGAACAAGCCGCGGCUGUACGUGACGGACGAGGACGUCAUGGGGCUGCCCUGCUUCGCCAACGACACCAUCUUCGCGGUCAAGGCGCCGCCCGGCACCACGCUGGAGGUGCCAGACCCGCGCGAGGCGGCGGACCCCCGGGACGGCCAGAUGCGGUACAGGAUCGUGCUGCGCAGCACCAAGGGCCCCAUCGACGUGUACCUGGUGCAGCACACCAACAACGUGGGCACCACCAGCCAGCAGGGCCAACAGGGUGGAGCCGGCGGCGGCCAGCAGCCCUCCGCGUCUGCCGAGCCCGCAGGCAGCACCGUGGGACCGGCGGGCGCCGCAGGCGGUGCCAUGAGCGGCGGGGCAAUGGGCGCACCUGCAGUGGCGCCUGCGGCUUCAGGGGCAGCAGCUGCGGCAGCGGUUGGCGGGGCACCGGCAGCUGCAGGGCCAGCGGGGGUUGCGCCAGCAGCAGCUGCUGCUGCGGCUGCGCCGGCAGCGGCGGCAGCGGCAGAGCCGGUGCCCUCAGCAGUAAAGCAGGAGCAGCAGCCGCCGGCAGUGCGGGCGCCCGUGCCAGGGCUUGCAGGCCAAGGCGUCAUCUCGCCCGCCGCCUUCCACUUCAUGCCGCAAAGCGGCACACCGCUUUCUGCCAUGGCCGGCGGCGCCAGCGGCCACAACUUUUUCGCGCCCAUGUCGCCGAACGCGGUCGACCUGGCGGCGCUAGCCGCCAGCUUUGGCGGGGCCGGGCCCGGCGGUGCGCUGGGCCGAGUCAGCGGCCUCAUCCCUGGCGGCGGCCCGGCGGGUCACGGGGGGUUGGGCGGGCACGGCGGCGUGGAGCUGGAUCCCGGCCAGUGGUUCGACGCGCCUGGCGACGGCGCGGGCGGCGGCGCGGCGGCGUACUUUGGCGCGGACGGCGACAACUUCUUUGCAGAGCUGUGAGCAGCAGAGCUGGGAUGGGGAGGGCAGCUGGGGGGAUUCAAGAAGAGAAGAAGAAGCGGCUGGGCGGCGACAUCCGGCGGGACCGGAGAAGGCGCACUAAGCCGGCAGAAACUGGCAGGAGCUGUCCGUUGCGGCGGUGCAGGGCGCGUCAGCCAGCGGCUUGGGGCGGCUGGGGUAGUCCCGGCAGCUGUGUGGGCGCACUCCGGCUGGGCCAGGUCCCGGGGCCAGAUGUUUGCCGUAAGCCGGCCCGGCAGGACCUCACCAAGGAGUGUUGCGAGCUGCGUUGUCAGCCUGUGGGGUGCUGUGAGUUGCUUGCAGUGCGUUCAUGCAGCGGAACCGCCAGGCGGGGGCUGCAGUGGUCGACAACAUAUCAAGGCCGGGUGUUUUCGGGGGUUGCGGCUCCCCUGCCGCACCAGCUGGCCUUGUUGGCGCCUUCGCAGCAGCAAUAGGAAUGCGGCAGGGUGUCUAGGGCACGGAGUCGUAGCGAGCGAUUGGUGGGGUACUCAAGGAGAGCCAUAGGCUACUGGCAAGUGGCAGGACCUGAGGACCAGGACUAGUGGGGGCGCAGCAGGCAGGAUGGCAAGGCAGCGCGUGUGCAGUCGCGAGCGCGCGAGGCCGUCUCAAUAAUGUGGCGGUGCAAAGGCGGCCAGUAAGGCAGGCGCGCGGUCCAGCCGCAGUCGUGUGGCGCCGGGUGGCAGGCGGCUUCGUUACCGGCGUGCUGGCAAGUAUACAUACGGUAUCCGUGUGCUGUCGAUGUGCUCUUCUGUCGCAGCAUGCAAGGCCCUAUUGCAUGGUCGUCACGCUAGGGUUGUGAAAGGUGUGCAGCACAGGUUUGGCAUGACGGUACCGGUCUAACGGGCAUGGUGGAUAGAUGACGGUGAAAGGUUGGUAAUACGCUGCACUGUGGAACUUGUGUUGUGCGACAUGGUUGUGUAAACCGCGUGAGUCGUUACACGGUGUUAGUGUGGUGGUAGGACCUUGCGAGAUGCAAGUCAUGGAGUGGGGAGAGGGCUGAUCAAACCAGGAUUUUAGUGGGUAGCAGUCGUAAAGUGAUGGAAUACUGUCAUUUCAAUAUUACACGGCAAAGUGUCUGGCAAGCCGCAGGUGUGCAUAUGCAGGCUUGCACCGGGCGUUCAGGCAGACGGGUGGGCGGGUCUGAAUUUUGAGGAUCUGCUCUUCACAAGCGUGUGCAUAUGCACCGCAUUCAAGGGAGGAUACGGGCACUGAGAGUGUGAAGUGGCGCGGCGUGUAGACGUAUGCUUCUGAUGCUUAGUGUCAUAGGAGUGCACGCGCAAGUCAGCUAAGCCGCAUGAACCGCCAGAGAGGCAGACUACACGCUUGGCCGCGGCGCAUAGCCCUUAAACGACGGUGUUACUGUAGUUUUGGAGUGUAAAUGCAUUCGGGUAGGACUUGGACAGACGGGCAACGCAUCUCCGAGGGUUGGGGUGCGCGCGUUGCAGACGCCUGGACGCAUUAGCUCAAGGUGACAGCUCGGGUUGGACGUAGGGUGCACCCAUGUUUGAGACUUAGGACGGGUCAAGCUGUGCCAAGUAGCUGGAACAGUGGCACACGUUUUUGGGCCCAUACCGCUUAGUAGGCGCCCGCGUCAAGGUGGCUGGGUUGAUAACGACCUUUUCCUGCCUCCCUAAGGCAGCCACCUCCUUGUUGGGCCCAUACCUGUAAGAACUGUUCGGC